Messenger RNA from Paramisgurnus dabryanus, 5399 nucleotides. RefSeq names its product ArfGAP with coiled-coil, ankyrin repeat and PH domains 3b (gene acap3b). NCBI's taxonomy places the organism in Eukaryota, Metazoa, Chordata, Actinopteri, Cypriniformes, Cobitidae. The record is from RefSeq and is a predicted model, not a curated record. Gene Ontology annotation, molecular function: GTPase activator activity; protein binding. Gene Ontology annotation, cellular component: cytoplasm.
CCUCGCACAGCCCAGCGCCGAAACUGAUCCACACAUUGAUCUGUAACAGUGUGUCACGGUGUCACUGUUUUACCGGGGAACGAGUAAGACACUCACAUUUAACAUUUAGUUUCACUACAGCCACCGGCAAUGACACGUUACAUUUAUAACUGAAAGGCGGAAUAACUGCGAACAUGACGGUGGAUUUUGAGGAAUGUAUUAAGGAUUCACCCCGAUUCAGGGCGAACAUUGAUGAAGUCGAGACAGAUGUUGUAGAAAUCGAAGCCAAGCUUGAUAAGUUGGUAAAGCUAUGCAGCGGCAUGAUCGAAGCGGGCCGCGCUUAUGCCCACGCUAACAAGCUUUUUGUCAACGGGAUACGAGACCUGUCGCACCACUGCAAGAAAGAGGAGAUGAUCUCGGAAUGUCUUGAGAAGUGUGGAGAGAGCCUUCAGGAAAUAGUCAACUAUCACAUGAUCUUGUUUGACCAGGCCCAAAGGUCCGUAAAGCAACAGUUGCACAAUUUCGUAAAGGAGGAUGUUCGAAAAUUCAAAGAGACCAAGAAGCAGUUUGAUAAGGUGCGUGAGGAUAUGGAGAUCGCCCAGGUGAAGAACGCACAGGCGCCACGAAACAAACCGCACGAGGUGGAGGAAGCCACAAGCGCCCUGAUCUCCACCCGGAAAUGCUUCAGACACCUCGCGCUUGACUAUGUUUUACAGAUCAACGUGCUUCAGGCCAAAAAGAAAUUUGAAAUCCUAGACUCGAUGUUGUCCUUCAUGCAGGCCCAGUACAGUCUGUUUCAGCAGGGCUUUAACCUCCUGGAUGAGAUUGAUCCCUACAUGAAGAAGCUAGCAGCUGAGUUGGAUCAGCUGGUUAUAGAUUCAGCUAUGGAGAAAAGAGAGAUGGAGCACAAACAUGCCACUAUUCAACAAAGGACUUUGAUGCAAGAUUUUGCCUAUGAUGACUCAAAAGUGGAAUUCAACGUGGAUGCACCCAAUGGUGUGGUGAUGGAGGGAUAUCUGUUUAAGAGGGCGAGCAAUGCUUUCAAAACAUGGAACAGGCGAUGGUUUUCAAUACAGAACAGUCAACUAGUCUAUCAGAAGAGAUUAAAAGAUGCCUUGACCGUGGUUGUAGAAGACCUAAGACUUUGUUCCGUGAAACCAUGUGAGGACAUCGAGAGAAGGUUUUGUUUCGAAGUCGUAUCCCCUACAAAGAGCUGUAUGCUGCAGGCCGAAUCAGAGCAUCUUCGUCAGGCGUGGAUCCAGGCGGUUCAGGCGAGCAUUGCUUCUGCCUACAGGGAAAUUUCUGAAAACUACUACACAGAGCAUUUGGAUAGGACGGCAUCUCCCUCCACUAGCAGUAUAGACUCUGCGAGCGAGCCGCGGGAGCGUGUUGUUAGAGGAGACAGCAUACUACAGCGAGUCCAGUCUUUGCCGGGAAAUGAAAUCUGUUGUGACUGUGGACAGGCCGACCCACGCUGGGCCAGCAUUAACCUGGGGAUUCUGCUUUGUAUUGAAUGCUCUGGCAUUCACAGGAGUUUAGGUGUGCACUGUUCGAAGGUUCGAUCUUUAACACUCGACACAUGGGAGCCUGAGCUUGUAAAGCUAAUGUGUGAACUUGGCAACACGGUUAUCAACCAAAUUUAUGAAGGCUCAUGUGAGGAGCAGGGACUAAAAAAACCCAGUCCAAACAGCUCAAGGCAAGAAAAGGAAGCGUGGAUCAAAGCUAAAUACGUGGAGAGGAAGUUUCUGAAGAAGAUGUGUGGCUCGGAGGCUCUGGUGGAGGGCAGCCGAAAAUCACAUCACUGGAGCGUGAAAAAGUGCAGGAGAAACAACAGCUCCAUUAGAGCACCGAAAGCCCGUCGGAGAUACAGACACGACGCCACUGUUUUGUCUCCAGGAAAUCUUUCUGCUGCUGCCGCAGCUGCUAAGUUUCAGAGAGAAUCGCUGUUUUGUCCCGAUGAGCUCGAUUCGCUCUUUUCUUACUUUGACACCGGCUCCGGACCCCGAAGCCCUGCAGGUCUCAGCAGUGACAGUGGGUUGGGCGGCAGUACUGACGGCAGCACGGACAUCUUGGUAUUUGGAUCGGUGGUGGACAGCGUUACUGAAGAGGAGUGUGAGGACUCUGAUGAGUCCAGUGGAGAGGUGGACAUCGAGCAGGAAGCAUCAGAUUUAGAGGACGGGCGGGAGCUCGACCCCAACGCUCUGCUGUAUAAGUCAUCACGGGCCAGGAAUCUACCGGUCAUGGCCGAGGCGCUCGCACAUGCAGCGGAAGUUAACUCAGUUAAUGAAGAAGAAGACGGCAAGAGCGCAUUAAUACAGGCGGUCACAGGGGGCUCUCUAAUAGCAUGUGAGUUCCUCUUGCAAAAUGGAGCAGAUGUCAAUCAAAGAGACAUUCGCGGGCGUGGACCCCUCCACCAUGCCACGUGCCUGGGUCACACAGGACAGGUGUGUUUGUUCUUGAAGCGAGGAGCUUCUCAGAUGGAGGUUGAUGAUGAUGGGCAGGACCCUCUUAGUAUCGCUGUUCAGGCAGCCAAUGCAGAUAUAGUCACAUUAUUACGAUUAGCACGGAUGAACGAAGAGAUGCGGGAGUCAGACGGGCCCUUCGGACAGCCAGGUCAAUACCCAAGCAGCAGUUCCACAGAGCAGCAGUACAAAAAGUGUAUUCAGGAGUUUAUCUGCCUCACGAUUGACGAAUGCUAGGGGGCGCUCUUGAGCGGUCAAAGACUGAAAAACCUAUCAAAUGUGUAGCGAUUAACAGAAAUAGCUUCAAUAUCCCCCCAUUAAGACGGAUUAGUUUACACGUUGUGUUCGUAUAUAUGUUGAUAACACAAAAUAAUGAAAUGCCUGUUUAGUGACAGUAUAAGGAUUUAUGUGACGUUAAUCGCAAUGUAAUAAUGAAUUUAAUAGAAUGGCUUCAUUUCAUAGGACUGAGGUAAAGUUCAUUUGGUACGAAUUCGUUAUUAAAAAAAUAGGAUUUCGUAGUGUUAUUAAGUCUUAAUAUGACCGCACACUUUUCCUACCGGCAGUAUUUUUUUAUAUGCCUUAUGUUGUUUGUUGUAAUUUUUUAUUUAUGUUCCCUCCUGAGGAUUAGUGCAAUGAAAACUGGAAUACGGAAAAACUGUAUCCAUGUACAUUUAUCUCAUUUAGUAACAGAAGGCAUUUAAGUUAGACUAACUAGACUUUUUCUCAUCUUUCGCAUUUGAACAACACUUAAAGACUGAACACGACUCAUCAUACGCUAAUGAAACGGGUGUUUUUGCGACCCCUUUAAAGUUUGAGAGAUGUCAGAGCUAUUCCAAAUUAUUUCUAAAACUAUAGCAAUUGUCUGUUUUAUAUGUUUGUACUUGUAUUGCCAAGCUCCCAAAUGAGUGUAAUGUGGUUUUUAUUGAACUUGUUUGUCUAUAUGGGUCUCUACUGGCCCUCUGUAGAAGCAGUCAGUACAUGCAUGCGUUUACUAGCUCGCGUAACAAGGCCAAGUGCCUGAUUUUGUCAUUAUGUGGAAAUGCAUGACCGCAGUCUGCUUUGUAUUUGAAAAAAAAUUUCCCACAAUUGUUUUAAAUGACACCAGUUUUAAGACUGGCAGCUUGAAAUUCAACUUAAAGUAUUAACCGCAGGCAUUCGAGGGGCGGAUAUGGGAGUGUAGUUUCAAGCUAGACGCUGGGUACAACGUCAACAUAUAAACAGAUUUGUUUGAGUAAUAGAAGAUAGAAGGCAAAAAAUUAUCUUACAUUUACAGACCAGUUCGGUGAAAACAAAUUGGAAAUAGCUUUGAAAUUGUAUUUACAAUUUAUCAAGUUCAGUCCAGCGGAUAAAAUUUAGUUUUUAAUAUUUAAAAAAAUCGAUCUAGAGAAUAAAUUGCUGACAUGGCUGUUGACAGUAUUGUAAAAUACUCUUUGAGGGAUCAGUUCAGUCAUUGUGCUUUGUGUUUUAAACAAAACGUGGAUUUUAAUCUUCCUAAAGGUGAAGUGUGUCAUUUCUUUGCGUCAAGUGGCACCAAAUCAAACUGCAAAAGUUAUUCCUUUUCUUCUUUCUGCUAUUGGUUCACUCAAUAGAGAGUCCCACCUCAAAUUGACAUAAUUGGUAAACUGAUGUUGCCAUCAGGCUGGGGUGCGUUUCCCAAAAGCAUCAUUAUUCAACUAUGGUCGCAAAUUUCGUCGUUAUCGAAUUCGGGCGUUUCCCGAAACCUUCGUUCCAAUGUACAUUCGCAAACUGCAUUGCAAACUCUCGAGGUGUGCUUACAAGCAUAGUUCUGUGUUAGUAUAACAUGUAGACUUAUACAGAUGACGCUCUUGGGUAAAAUAAGUACGCAACAUGCAGUACAUUGUGUCAUCAUUCCAAAAUAAUUUCCGAUUUAUGUCUUUUAAUUGGUUAAGAGGAUUAAAGCGGUGCUUUCAAAUAGUGUGUAUGUGCAUACGUGCUGUAAUACGCCAGUGUGAAACCCAGAGUGACCGAGUGCGAUGAACGUAACUUGCAUUUAAAUUAAAUUUGGGAAAUAAAGCAAAACAAUGGCUAACAAAUAUAGGACAAAAAUUGUAAUUAAAUGACAUUAAUUAGCAGACAUUAUUACCAAUCGGACGAUGAAUGUACGAAAAAUUUAUGCUGCGUACACACCAAAGGCGAAGCAUCGCUAACCUCACUCUAGAUUACUCGCGCUAUUUAACUUUCUGUCAUGCGAAUUUUUCACUUGAGUUGAAUCUAUUCAACUUGCGCAAAUAGUGAGGUGUUUUCGCUGCAAUCGCGUAACUCAAAUUGCGCCAUUCGCAACGCCCAACACGAGUUUGCGUCUGUCUUUGCUUUGAUGUUGUUUGUAUCUACUCACGCAAAUCGUUGAAUUCCUGUUUGGUGUGUAUGCCCCUUUUUAGUUUUUUUUUAUUCGGGAAACAUUCGUGAUUAGCUAAUUGGUUCCUAUGCAUUGUACUGUGGUGGUGGUUGAUCUGCGGAUUAUAGCAUAGUACAGGAAACGCACCCCUGGUUGGGAUGCUCCAACAGACAGAGACUGAUCACACUUUCCACGGAAAUCUGUAGCUAUUAAUACUUUUGUAAUAGUUCAGUUUAAAAACUUUAGUUGUUUCUGCAUAUCAAUCAGAGAUAUGGGAGAAAGUAUUAACCUUGCAAAUAAACACACACUUCAUCUUUAACUGCUGUGCUGUGAAUAUGCUUUGACCUUAACUGUAUUUCGGCUACUUGCUCUCUCUCUCUUUCUCUCUCUUUUGUUCGAACCUUUUGCUUUUUCAAUGCUUGUUCAACUCCUUUGGUACAAUCUGUUUUCACACUGUUUAAUGAUGUUAUGUGUUCGAAGACAUUCCUGUAUUGUUUGUACAUUUGUUUGUUACUGUUAAUAUGACAGAAAUCUUUAAAAAGAAACUUUUGUCUUUUGAAACACUGGCAAACAAUAAAACAAGCAAAAUCUUGUGCUCAUGA